Molecule: messenger RNA, 6120 nt
Organism: Colossoma macropomum (tambaqui)
Lineage: Eukaryota; Metazoa; Chordata; Actinopteri; Characiformes; Serrasalmidae
Gene: ankrd44
Product: ankyrin repeat domain 44
Exons: 28
Coding region: 529-3666 (1045 amino acids)
Molecular function (GO): protein binding
Source: RefSeq, a predicted model, not a curated record
UGUGUGAGAGAGAGAGAGAGAGAGAGAGAGAGCUGAGCAGAGGGGAGGGCCCACAGUCUGAGCACUUCCUGUUUUCUGAGAGCAUCUGACUGCACACAGGCAGCAGGAGAAUGUAUGUUCAGCUGAACACACCCGAAGUGAAGGCUAAGUGAGAGCUGCUGCUGUAAAUGCAGAUUGAGUCCAGCGUCGCCCGCGUCCAUCCCUCCUUCCCCGCCUUCCCUCCAGCUGCACCGGCUCGCCCUGCUGUCUCUGGGCGAAGAUAGCGCCUGUGGAGCCGGCCAUGGCCGUCAUCUAACCCCGGGCCCCAAGGAGAAGCAGAGAGGGAUAGCCUAGCGGUCUGUGGCGCCGCACCGCUGUGCAUCUUUCUGUGCAGGACACUGUUAGGGUCUUACUGCUUCCCUGAGCGCAGUGGUUUAGCAGCAGGCUCGUUUUUUUUUCCUUCUUUUCUUCUUCCUCUUCUCAAACCUUCAGCCUUCGUCUUCAGGGCUUGGAGAAGGUUCGGAUGUGCCGUUUCAGGUGACCCACGAUAUGGCUGUUCUGAAACUCGUCGAUCAGCCACCUCUUGUUCAGGCCAUCUUCAAUGGAGACCCUGAGGAGAUACGCAUGCUCAUCUUCAAAUCGGAGGACAUCAAUGCACUGGAUGCUGAGAAGCGUACUCCUCUCCAUGCUGCAGCGUUUCUGGGUGAUGCUGAGAUCACCGAGCUCCUCAUCCUCUCCGGGGCCCGGGUCAAUGCCAAAGACAACAUGUGGCUCACCCCUCUUCACAGGGCUGUGGCAUCUAGGAGUGAGGAGGCAGUGCGUGUGCUGAUCCGUCACUCGGCUGACGUGAACGCACGGGAUAAGAACUGGCAGACGCCGCUGCACUUGGCUGCAGCUAACAAGGCUCUGCGCUGCGCUGAGGUCAUCAUCCCGCUCCUCAGCAGCGUAAACGUCUCUGACCGUGGGGGACGCACCGCCCUGCACCAUGCCGCCCUCAAUGGACACACAGAGAUGGUCAGCCUGCUUUUGGCUAAAGGUGCUAACAUCAAUGCCUUUGAUAAGAAGGAUGGCCGUGCUCUCCACUGGGCUGCGUACAUGGGUCACUUAGACGUGGUGUGCCUGCUGGUGGACCAGGGGGCAGAAGUCAGCUGUAAGGACAAGCGAGGAUACACACCUCUCCAUGCUGCCGCCUCCAAUGGACAGAUCAGUGUGGUCAAACACCUGCUCAACCUGUCUGUGGAGAUUGAUGAGGCUAAUGCGUUUGGAAACACAGCCCUGCACGUGGCCUGUUUUAACGGUCAGGACGCGGUGGUCAGUGAACUGAUUGACUAUGGGGCCAACGUGAGUCAGCCCAACAACAAAGGCUUCACUCCUCUCCAUUUUGCUGCUGCAUCCACACAUGGAGCCCUCUGCCUGGAGUUCCUGGUCAACAAUGGAGCUGAUGUCAAUGUGCAGAGCCGAGACGGGAAGAGUCCUCUUCACAUGACAGCGGUGCAUGGACGCUUCACCCGCUCCCAGACCCUCAUCCAGAACGGUGGAGAGAUAGAUUGCGUGGAUAAGGAUGGAAACACUCCGUUACACAUUGCCGCUCGCUACGGCCAUGAACUCCUCAUCAACACCUUAAUCACCAGUGGAGCCGACUGCACCAGGAGAGGAGUUCAUGGAAUGUUCCCCCUCCAUCUGGCUGCUCUGAAUGCUCAUGCUGACUGCUGCCGGAAACUUCUCUCCUCAGGCUUCCAGAUCGACACUCCGGACAGCCUGGGGCGGACCUGUCUGCACGCCGCCGCUGCUGGAGGUAAUGUGGAGUGUGUGAAGCUGCUGCUCAGCAGUGGAGCCGACCACAACCGAACGGACAAACAUGGGAGGACUCCUCUUCACUAUGCGGCUGCCAGUCGUCAUUUUCAGUGCCUGGAGACUCUGGUGUCCUGCGGUACCUGCAUUAAUGCCACUGACCAGUGGGGGCGCUCUGCCCUGCACUAUGCUGCUGCCUCUGAUCUGGACAGGAGGCGACGUGUAGCCCUGGAGCCAGAGAGUCCUGGAGUGCAAGCGGAGAAGGAGAAGGAGGCAGCUUUGUGCCUAGAGUUCCUCCUGACGAGUGGAGCCACUGCCGCACUGAAGGAUAAGCAGGGUUACAGUUCUGUUCACUACGCUGCUGCCUAUGGCCACAGACACUGCCUGGAGCUGCUCUUGGAAAGAGAAGACAACCAUCAGGAUGAGACGGAGAGUUCCAGCACUCGGAGUCCGCUGCAUCUAGCCGCGUAUCAUGGUCAUGCAAAGGCUCUGGAGGUGUUGUUGCAGGGUCACUGCGAGGUGGAUCAGGGGGAUGAGGUGGGCCGCACUGCACUGGCAUUGGCCGCCCUCAGGGGCCACACUGACUGUGCUCUGACCCUGCUGAACCACGGAGCAUCACCACGCAGCAGAGACACCGCCCGUGGACGCACCCCCAUCCACCUCGCAGUGAUGAAUGGUCAUACGUCGUGUGUGCGCCUCCUACUGGAAGACUCUGACAGUGCAGAUCUGGUGGAUGCAGCUGAUUCUCAGGGACAGACCCCCCUAAUGCUGGCAGUGGUCGGGGGUCAUGUAGAUGCUGUGUCUUUGCUGUUGGAGCGAGAAGCCAGUGUGGACACAGCUGACCAUCAGGGACUGACUGCACUUCACUUAGGGCUGCUGUGUGGGCAGGAGGAGUGUGUGCAGUGUUUGCUGGAACAGGAAGCCUCAGUGUUGUUGGGAGACUCCAGGGGCCGCACGGCUCUGCACCUUGCUGCCGCGAAGGGCCACGCGUCCUGGCUGAGCGAACUGCUGAGCAUAGCCUGUGCUGAGCCACCCACACCGCCGCUACGAGACCACCAAGGAUACACACCCCUACACUGGGCCUGCUACAACGGUCAUGAUGGAUGUGUGGAGGUGCUACUCGAACAGAAAGGCUGUCGGUGUUUUGAUGGAAACCCCUUCACUCCUCUGCACUGUGCUGUAGUGAAUAACCACGAGUCCUGUGCCACUCUUCUGCUGGAAGCCAUGGGCUCGGAGAUAGUGACCUGCAAGGACUCCAAGGACAGGACACCUCUUCAUGCGGCUUCGUUUGCCGGCCAUGUGGACUGUGUCCAGCUGCUCCUGGCCCAUGAUGCUCCUGUGGAUGCCUUGGACCAAUCAGGGCGCAGUGCGCUCAUGAUGGCGGCGGAGAGAGGAGCAGUCGGAGUUGUAGAGGCUCUUCUCACCAGCGCCAGUGCAGACCUGAGUUUGACUGAUCAGAAAGGCAACACCGCGCUACAUCUCGCUUGCAGUAAUGGAAAGGAAGACUGUACUUUGUUCAUUUUAGAGAAACUUCCAGAUGCCACACUUGUCAGCGCCACAAAUGCUGCACUCCAGACUCCCCUCCACCUGGCUGCCCGCAGUGGUCUGAAGCAGACGGUGCAGGAGCUGUUGUCCCGCGGUGCCAGCGUGCAGGUUCUGGACGAGAACGGUUUUACUCCCGCUCUGGCUUGCGCUCCUAGCAGAGAAGUGGCUGACUGCCUGGCUCUCAUUCUGGCUACCAUGAUGCCUUUCUGCUCCCCUUGCAGCUCCGGAGCGCCCUCCCCAGGGGCCCUGCUGAGGUCCCUGCCCCACCAAGCCAAAAGCCCCCAGGGGCCACGGGGCCCUUCCAGCGAGGGCACCCCCACAGAGAAUGACUCGGACUCAGAGACCUUUUGACCUCUGCCCUGCCUGGAGUCCUUCUUCUAUAAGUUCUCGAAGCACUUAGCCUAGUGGACCUCACAGAAACUGUACAAAAAGUCCUCCGUUUCCAUGUACAGAGGAGAUCUUUAAGAGAUUAUGACGCAUGAUGUCUUGUUUAUGCUUCUCGCAGCCACAUGAAUAUGAAGCCUCGUACAUUUUGCCAUAUUGGAGUGACUUUAGUUGGUGGCAUUAUGUUGCAUUCCAUUAUACUCUAAGCUCUCACUUGGAAAUAUGUAAUGAAGCGAUCACCUAAAUAGAAAGUCCCAGCCUGAAAACUAGGGCACAAACUUUCAGAAUAGAUAAGAAGUGAUAAGAAUAGUUUUGGAACAAUGCAGCAUUAAUGUAGAUCCUCUUAAAGGGGAAUUCCACCAGUUUUUCCAAAUUUUUGCAUAAUUUUAUUGUUGAGAUGUAAACAAUGUCAUUAAGAGAGGUUUGUGAACUGGUUAAUUGUAGGGAAACUUACCAACCUGGAUUUCUUUAUAGUGGUGGUGAUAGGAACCAGAGGUUGCAAUGUUUUUAAUGCAGAUAUAUCCAUGUUAUUUACUUUAGAGGCAUUAAAAGCUUCAGACGUCUGGUUCCUAUCAGCACCACUUUGAACCCUUCAGAGAAGGCCUCAUGAUUUCCAGGAAGUAAAAAAUACAUGUCUAAUUUUAUUUCAUUUUUAAUCAAUAGAAUCAUGCUUUAAUUUAAACUCACAAAUUAGCAUUACUGUACUGCUCUUGUUUCAGUGUUUGGAAACAAAGGAGUUAUAUUGUUGAAACACCCUAUGAAAAAUUGGCCAAUCGGGCAUAUUUUUCCUCCGUGGUAUCUAGGUAGAUAGCUAAGUGGCUAAACAAGCUCUUCUUCUAUUGGUUAGGACUUCAAGAGCUAAAGAGAAGGCCUAAAAUGUUAAAAUAACAAAGUUAUCAUAAUUGUCAUAAUUAUCAGCAUAAUUGCAAAGUGACAAAGGAAACAGCCAAUCCUGUUUUGAGUCCAAAUUUAUUAGAAAAAAACUCCUCCUUCCUUCUGGAAGUCCUAGAUAUGUCACUAACUGUGAAUAUGAGCAGCAAUCUAAUCAGUGGGUUGUUAGAAAUGGGAAAACAGCAGCAGCACUGUACCAGGCCUCUCUACUGAGUCCCUGUGAAACUGCUACAGAGUUAAAGCAUAUGCUAAUAUGUCUGUCACCAGUUUAAAGUAAAACAUGGAAUGUCUUUAAGAAAGUUUAAUUGACAGUGUUUAAUGUAAAACUGCUAAGAAACAUUCUUGUGAAUCAACAUUAACUUAGCGCUAACAAACUAUUGGAAUCCCAUGGGGACACUAGCAGAAGUUAGCAUUAUUGGAGAGGUGGGUUUCUUUUCCUGAAAUUUUGGCUGUGUUUUAAAAUUUAUGGCCCAAAUUGAAGGCCCAGCUUUAUUAGUCACAGUUCACCAUUACUGUGAACAACUCUGACUUCUGACUUCUUAAGUUUCUCUAGAAUGGAGCAUUUCAAACCACUCUGAAUGACUUUGUAUAGAUCUUGAUUUAAUUACCAGAAACUUUGAAAAAUUAAAACCUUUUAAGCUGCUAUAAAAACUUCAGUUUGCUGUCCCAAAUAGAAGCUGUGAAUGCACUUAAGCAGGACUUAUCCAACUUCCAAGUACAAUGGAAUGCAGCCUUAAUACCAUCAAGUCCCAAAGAAAGUAGGAAAGACACUCCUGCAAUACCUAACAAACUGUAGCAGCUGUUAUUCGGCUACACUGCCACCUGCAGUGAUGGAGUAGUAAAAUGCAUUGCUACAUUGAACAUGGAAAUCCGUGCAACUUGAAGAGAACACGUUGGUCUUUCAGCAGAGCUCAUUGGUGCGAAAAGCAUAAAUCAGCCUUAACAAGAAACUCGGUACACUUUCCUCUGUGCAGCACAGAGCGUUUUCUAAAGCCAUUUUAUAAUUGCUUUUACUUAACCUGAACCAUCCGUGGUGUAAAUAAUGUGUUUUUAUUUUGAUUUGACAGUUAAGGUUGCCAAAUAUUGACUCAGCAUAACCACACUUAGGGUACACUGUAUAUAGGGUGGGUUCCGGUGUCUUAGCCUGUGGACCGUUUGUAAGCACAAACCCCAUAGAAGCACAAUGUCAAGUCUCACUUGUUACUAAACAGCAGGCACCUCACAAAUCCUCACUUAUGUAGGUCACUAUUAGCUUGGAUCAGGGACCAAAUAAUGUUUGACAAGAGACCGACAGGGAAAUUGCAUGUUACUGCCACAGUCAGGCUGAGGUUAAAUAUAAGUAUAUAUGUAUUCCUAAAGUAUUUAUAUGCAAAAAAAUAGAACUUCUUGUUGGAAGCACAUUCAAAAUCCAGUGUAAUGUGUGGCUAGAUGUCCAAAAGUAUCCAGACACCUCUUCUAAUUAGUGAAUCUCCAUAGAAAAGCACUGGCAAUAGAAUGGGACGCUCUGGAGCAGCCACAAAUGAGCCUAAG